AUGUCACAACCCACACACCAAACAGGGUUUGGUUUCGCCAGAGGCGAGAAGAAAAUCCACCGUUAUGACAACUUGGUCGUUAAACAGCCGAAGCCGAUGCAGGUACUUCUUAAGGUUGAAGCAGCAGGACUUUGCUCAUCGGACCUCCACAUGCUUUGGGGUCAGGACAAGAGAAUUCCCGACAAGUUUAUUAUGGGACACGAAAUUGCUGGGCAGAUUGUGUCCGUAGGUUCAGCCUUGGUGAACCACCCACUCUAUAAGGUAGGUGGUAGAUUUGCUGUGACGAUUGCAGAUUCGUGUGGGUCAUGUAAGGGAUGUCGUCUGGGAAAUGACAAUAUGUGUUCCGGUAAAAUGGGCAGUGCCUAUGGAUUGUCGCAAGAUGGAGGAUUCCAACAGUAUCUUAUAGUGUCUAACUUGAGGACAUUGUUACCCAUUCCUAAGAAGGUGUCAUAUGUCGAGGCCGCAGUUGCUUCCGAUGCCGUUUUGACCCCAUACGCUGCCAUUCAAAAGGCCAAGCCAUUUUUAAAUCCAGGCGAUAGAGUCUUAUUAUUCGGCUUGGGUGGUUUAGGUGCCAAUGCCUUACAAAUAUUGAAAUCUUACGGUCUCUAUGUUGUUGCUUGUGACUUGAAACCUGAAGCAAAGGAGCUCGCUCAAAAGUUCGGCGCUGAUGAGUUCUACAACGAUAUUAACACAUCAAAGCAUAGACCAGAAACCUUUCAGGCAUGCUUUGACUUCGUCGGUUUCCAACCAACGUUUGAUGGGUGUCAGAAGUAUGUCAGUGAAAAGGGUGUUAUUGUUAUAGUUGGAUUAGGUAGAGCAAGGUUGCAAAUGAAAAAUUAUGAGCUAGCAAGAAGAGAAGUCAAGGUAUUCUUUUCAUUCGGUGGUACCUCACAGCAGCAGAUCGAGUGUAUGCAAUGGGUGGCAGAGGGUAAAGUUAAGCCUGUUGCAAACAUUGUGCCUAUUAAAGAAUUGCCUGCAUACUUUGACAAGUUAGAGAAGGGACAAAUUCAAGGUAGAAUUGUAUUUGACCCAGCAAAGUUGUAG
Molecule: messenger RNA, 1044 nt
Organism: Dujonia railenensis
Lineage: Eukaryota; Fungi; Ascomycota; Pichiomycetes; Serinales; Debaryomycetaceae
Source: the annotation of a GenBank genome assembly